GGGGAAAGGAGAAAGGGAAAGCGAAGAGGAAGGGAAAUGGAAAGGAGGGGGGAGGUUGCCGUACUUUUUCAUGAAAAGACAGUGGCAAAUGUGUGACCAUCUUUAAAAGAAGUUUCCUGAAGACCGAGAGAGAAAGAAGUCCAAAAAAGGAAAGUAAAAGGCUAUGUUUUCCUUGUCCUGCUGUUUUGUCUCUGUCUCCCUCUGUCUCUGGAAGAUUACUCACAGGACACAAAGAUGCCGAGCUGGUCUCUGCAUGCACAAGUUCAGUUCAGCUGGUGCUUCUCUCCUGUUUAGCUCGACAGGUUUCUCUGAAGGGGUGGACUUACAGGCUGACAGCCCUUUAGUAUAACCUGAAGAGUGUGUGCCACCUCUCUGCCCAUCCCCAAAGCUUGCUGGAGGUGGAGGUGAGAGGAAAAUACUUGAAAGUGCCAAGGAGCUCCUGAUGCCAAAAGACGACAAAUAUUCUCGUGGGUGAAGUAGAACAGAGAGAGAAGACUGAUUUAUUGCUGUUUUCCGUAGUAGUUUCCUCCCUUUUGGUGAAAACCCGUGUUUGGAGAUCUUUGAAAACACAAAACAAAAUACCAACCUCGAAGCCCCAGCCCUGUGGUUAGCUCUUAUGGGAAUGAAACACUCCUCCCGCUGCCUGCUCCUGAGGAGGAAAAUGGCGGAGAACGGUGCCGAAAGUACUGAGUCCUAAGGAAUCUCCUCCAGUCAACAUGAUCAAAAACUACAGAAUGGUCCUGCAGUGACGUUGGCCAACACCCUCAGCACUUGUUGAUACAUUCUGUCAGGCUCCAUGGAUGUAUGUUUGCCCUGUCCCAUCCCAGACUCCUCAGCCUACUGUUGUUCCAAAGCCAGUUCAGUCUGUCAUACAUGUCCCAUUGCAACCAGGCUGCCCAGGACGAGGCAAAAUGGCAAAGUUUCUCAGUCCAGAAGAGAUGACAUCCAGGGAUUAUUACUUUGAUUCCUAUGCUCAUUUCGGAAUUCAUGAGGAAAUGUUAAAGGAUGAAGUGCGUACAUUAACUUAUAGAAACUCAAUGUAUCACAACAAACAUGUUUUUAAAGACAAGAUUGUCCUUGAUGUUGGAAGUGGCACAGGAAUCCUCUCCAUGUUUGCUGCGAAGGCAGGAGCCAAGAAGGUAUAUGGGAUUGAAUGUUCAAGUAUAUCUGACUACUCUGAAAAAAUUAUCAAGGCCAACCAUUUGGACAAUAUAAUCACAAUAUUUAAAGGUAAAGUGGAAGAAGUUGAAUUACCUGUGGAUAAAGUAGACAUCAUUAUCAGCGAGUGGAUGGGUUAUUGUCUUUUCUAUGAGUCAAUGUUAAACACAGUCAUCUUCGCACGAGAUAAAUGGCUGAAACCAGGAGGGCUAAUGUUUCCAGACCGAGCUGCUUUGUACGUGGUAGCAAUUGAAGACAGACAGUAUAAGGACUUCAAAAUUCACUGGUGGGAGAAUGUGUACGGCUUUGACAUGACCUGUAUUAGGGAUGUUGCCAUGAAGGAGCCUUUGGUGGACAUAGUAGAUCCAAAGCAAGUGGUGACCAAUGCCUGUUUAAUAAAGGAAGUAGAUAUUUAUACAGUGAAGACUGAAGAACUGGCAUUUACUUCAGCAUUCUGCCUCCAAAUUCAGCGUAAUGAUUACAUUCAUGCAUUGGUCACCUAUUUUAAUAUUGAAUUUACAAAGUGCCACAAGAAGAUGGGAUUUUCUACAGCACCUGAUGCUCCCUAUACUCACUGGAAGCAAACUGUCUUCUACCUAGAGGACUACUUAACUGUGAGACGAGGAGAAGAAAUCUAUGGGACAAUAUCCAUGAAACCAAAUGCAAAAAAUGUGCGCGACCUGGAUUUCACCAUAGACUUGGAUUUUAAAGGACAGCUAUGUGAAGCAUCAGUAUCUAAUGACUACAAAAUGCGCUAGCAAGAAACCUUUCAGAGAGAUUAAAUGAAUUCUAUCAAGUCCUGAGCUGCUGAACUUCAAGCUAGGAACAAGUGUUUGCACGAUUACUAUAUUAAACAUUAGAAUGUUUACUCCAGUGGAAAGUGGUAACCUGAUCCUUCUUGCAGAUGGUAUAGAGGGCUGGGAUCCCACUGUGAAUGUACAGUAUACAGAACUGCAGCUUUUGUCAAAAAUAUAGGGAAAACAAAGAACAGACUUGAGUGUUCUGUUUGACUUUAGGACGGCAGAAGAUGCAUAUAAAAUUGUACUAUUUAUAAUGCAUUUCUGGUUCUUCCAAGCUUUGCAUGUUACAAGUGAUUAGGGUAGCUUCUUCAAUAUAGAAGACCACUAAAAGACAUGAUAGCUGGACUUAUGUUCAAUAUAAAUACAAUAUAAUAUAGUAUAAAAUAGUAUAUUAUAAUAUGAUAUAUAUAUUGUAUAUGAGAAAAAUGUUUAUUCAUAAUAGUUUUGUGAUUUUAAUGUGAAUUUUAAUUAUGCAGUUAUGGAAAGAUGAUGCCACUACUCUAGACAGUGAUACAUUUCAGCUCUAAUUAACUGCCCAAAUUAUAGCUUUGGGAGAUAUCCUGAGCAAAAUGUAGAUAAGAGCUGGGAGUUUGUAAAGGAUCAACAAGUAUCUCUUACAAUACCAUGUGGAAACUGUGGACCAUGUAUUCUAAGAUUCACCUUCAUAACUGGAUGUUUGUCAGAGCUUUAAAGAACAUCAGCUUUUUAUCCUUGCAAAUAUUUGUGGUGAGUUUUUAUAGUUGGAUUUUGCAUGAGACCUUCUGAAAUCAGGCAUGUAGUAUUUAAAUGUGAUGAUUGCAAAGUCUCUGAAAUGGUGGGUAAUUCAUGUUUUGUGGCCAUGUAGUUUUUGCCCAUUUGAGUUCUCUGCAAGAUUCUUAAUACAAAAUCAUUUUAAAAAUUAGGGAAUUAGUGUUUCCUUUCAUUAACGUUUCAAAUAAGCUUUAAAUUGCAAAUACUAUUCUCAAGGGUCCAAUAAUAUGCUAGGAUGAGUUAAUGUCUUUAAAUACAUAUAUAUUGCUUCCAAUAUUACUAAGGUGUUUGUAGCUUCCCCAUCCUCUUACACUCCUUGUUUUUCUUACAAAAUCUUAUGCUUAUAGGUAAAUACUGACUGUUUAUAAUUAUUUAUAUAUAUUUUUACUGUAUGAAUGUUGACCAAUUAAUCACAAGUAAUUUGUCAAAAAGUGAAUCAUCAAUACUAAAUAUGCAUCUUUCUUUGAGUCUUUAUAGUGCAGUGCACUAAAUCAUGUUCUAUCAUAUAUUGGAUGAGACUAUUUUUUUGCCUGAAAAAUCUUUUUAAUCACCUAUAAAUAAAGCUUACUUGAAUAUGCAAGCAAA
Gallus gallus (chicken) is the source of this 3293-nucleotide messenger RNA. RefSeq names its product protein arginine methyltransferase 1 (gene PRMT1). The transcript has 11 exons. The coding region runs from base 801 to 1916 and encodes 371 amino acids. Lineage: Eukaryota; Metazoa; Chordata; Aves; Galliformes; Phasianidae. The record is from RefSeq and is a predicted model, not a curated record. Gene Ontology annotation, molecular function: protein-arginine N-methyltransferase activity. Gene Ontology annotation, cellular component: plasma membrane. Gene Ontology annotation, biological process: peptidyl-arginine methylation.